GAUCAAGAGCAGGGAUCUUGAAACGCUUGCCUUUUGGUUGAUUGAGAUGUUUCUCAUGGGCCAGCCAUCCCAAGACACCCUGCUGUGCUGUGGUGUGACCAGUGACGGCCUUUUCAGCAAUAAACAAGGUUUUUCCACCAUGUUUGGAAAGAAAAAGAAAAAGCUUGAAAUCUCCAGUCCUUCCAAUUUUGAACACAGGGUGCACACCGGAUUCGACCCCCGAGAACAGAAGUUCACCGGACUACCUCAGCAGUGGCACAGUUUGCUGGCCGACACCGCCAACCGGCCGAAGCCAAUGGUGGACCCUUCCUGCAUCACCCCCAUCCAGCUGGCUCCUAUGAAGACCAUCGUUAGAGGAAAUAAACCCUGCAAGGAUACUUCAAUCAACGGCUUGCUAGAAGAAUUUGACAAUAUCUCUGUGACGCGUUCCAACUCCCUCCGGAAGGAGAGCCCCCCCACGCCUCACCUGGGACAUCCGAACCACGUAGAAAGUCACCAGCAAGAAAAUGGCUACAUCACGUAUUCCCAGUACUCGAGCGAGUCGGAGACCGCCAUGGACUUUGUUACUGAAAAAUACAGAGACAAGAGCCUUCCCGGGGAAGAACUGGACAAAUAUUCCCGAGGCAGCUAUGCCACAAAACAGAACGGGCACGUCAUGAAAAUGCAUCCCAGUGAUAUGUAUUUUUCAGAAGCAAGGGCUCUGAAGUCUGAUCUCUCCCGAUUCCUACCGGAUUAUCAUGCUCACCUGGACACAAAAAGCAAACUGAGUGACUAUGGAGGUCUGAAGCUGGAAUACCAGAGGGCGACUAGUGGAUCCUCUCUGGAUUACAAAGAACCUUUUCACUACACUCCCUCUAGAACUUCCCUCCACAGCCAGUGCUCAAGGGAAAGGCUAGAAUACAGUGACAGCGAAUGGGGGAAGGAUGAUUAUGAGAAAAGACCCAAGUCAUCCUAUGUAAACCCGGCAAGCCCUCAACCAACCAUGAGGCAGAGGUCCCGGUCAGGCUCUGGCCUCCAGGAGCCUGCCGUGCCCUAUGGAGCAAGUGCUUUUAAGUCCAGUCAGCAAGGCCACUCAUAUAGCUCAUAUACCUAUCCUCGGUUAUCAGAAACUGCGACAGGCAUUCCAAAGCUGGAUUACGAGAGAGCAGAGAUGGUUGUCAGCCCGCCGCUGUCCAGCUCGGACACUUACCCCAGGGGCCCCUCCAAGCUCCUGCCAGGCCCGAGCAAGGCCGGUUACUCCGGCAGUGCCUACCAGUACCCCGCCGCCUACCACCAGUUCUCCCACUAUCACCACCAGCCUCCCCCGCAGCAGCCACAGAGCUCCCAUUACAUCUCCACGGCUUCUUACCCGAGUUCCCCCAGCAUCGCCUCCAGCGCUUACCCCCCACCCAGCUGGGGCUCCUCCUCGGACCAGCAGCCCUCCCGGGUGUCCCACGAGCAGUUCCGGGCGGCCCUGCAGCUGGUCGUGAGCCCCGGGGACCCCCGAGAGUACUUGGACAACUUCAUCAAAAUCGGGGAAGGCUCCACGGGGAUCGUUUGCAUCGCCACCGAGAAGCACACGGGGAAGCAGGUGGCCGUGAAGAAGAUGGAUCUCCGGAAACAGCAGAGGCGGGAGCUGCUCUUCAACGAGGUCGUCAUCAUGCGAGAUUACCAUCAUGAAAACGUGGUCGACAUGUACAACAGUUACCUGGUGGGAGAUGAGUUGUGGGUCGUCAUGGAGUUUCUGGAAGGCGGCGCUUUGACGGACAUCGUGACUCAUACCAGGAUGAAUGAAGAACAGAUAGCAACCGUGUGCCUGUCUGUCCUCAGAGCGCUGUCUUACCUGCACAAUCAAGGGGUCAUCCACCGGGAUAUAAAGAGCGACUCUAUACUCCUUACGAGUGAUGGGCGAAUAAAACUAUCAGACUUUGGGUUCUGUGCCCAAGUUUCAAAAGACGUUCCAAAGAGGAAAUCACUUGUCGGAACUCCGUACUGGAUGGCCCCGGAAGUGAUCUCCAGGCUGCCUUAUGGAACAGAAGUGGACAUCUGGUCCCUUGGUAUCAUGGUAAUAGAGAUGAUCGAUGGAGAGCCACCGUAUUUCAAUGAGCCGCCUCUCCAGGCAAUGCGCAGGAUCAGAGACAAUUUACCACCGAGAGUGAAGGAUCUGCACAAGGUCUCCUCAGUCCUCCGCAGCUUUCUCGAUUUGAUGCUGGUACGGGAACCUUCCCAGAGAGGAACAGCCCAAGAACUGUUGAGGCAUCCCUUCCUGAAACUGGCCGGCCCUCCAUCGUGCAUCGUGCCGCUCAUGAGGCAAUACCGGCACCGCUGA
Messenger RNA from Euleptes europaea (tarantolino), 2308 nucleotides. It is a transcript of the gene PAK5, whose product is annotated as p21 (RAC1) activated kinase 5. Lineage: Eukaryota; Metazoa; Chordata; Lepidosauria; Squamata; Sphaerodactylidae. The transcript has 10 exons. Gene Ontology annotation, cellular component: cytoplasm. The record is from RefSeq and is a predicted model, not a curated record. The coding region runs from base 47 to 2308 and encodes 753 amino acids. Gene Ontology annotation, biological process: protein phosphorylation; apoptotic process; intracellular signal transduction. Gene Ontology annotation, molecular function: ATP binding; protein serine/threonine kinase activity.